CUGUGGGCGCCCUUUGUUCAUCUUGACUGGAAAGAUCUGCUGGCAGCUAUCCGACAACGACCCGUGCUUUUUUAGAGUGACUACGAGGAUCGAGGCGGCAACACGCUGACCCCGACGCGCGAUGCGACCUGAUACCCCGCGGGAUCCCCUUGCUGGGCCAGACAGCGGCCCCGAGUCCCCAUAUCCCAUCCGGCUCUCUGGACCCGUCAUAAAAGGCUUUGGAAGGGGAAGUAAGGAGCUCGGCAUCCCGACGGCCAAUAUCCCAGCAGACGGACUGUCCGAACACCCCGACCUCGAAUCAGGAGUAUACUACGGCGUUGCGGCUUUAGAGCCCUCCAGAUUCCAACCAACCGACGCCGAGAUCCAAAAAGACCAACCCAGCAAUGAAACCACAAUCCUUCCGUGCGUGCUAAGCAUCGGAUACAACCCCUUUUACAAGAACACCGUUCGCUCCGUGGAAAUCCACAUCCUACCACAUCUCUCCCUUCAAUCAUCCCCUUCCGCCUCGCCUCUCUCGUCCACUCCUACUACUCCAGACCCCACCUCCUCUCCAGGUGACAACAGCGCCAGCAAACCUCCGCACACACGCCAUCACUUCCACCACUUCCCUGAUUUCUACGGCACGCCUCUUAACCUGCUCAUUCUGGGAUAUAUCCGGCCCGAGUACGACUAUGUCAGUCUAGAGGCGUUGGUGGAAGAUAUCCGGGUCGACUGCGAGGUCGCGAAGAGAAGUCUGGCGAGGAGGAAGUAUAUUUGUUUUAUACAGGAAGGCGGAGACGUGGAUGAUGAAGGGACCAAGGAAGCGAGGAAGUGGCUGAGGACGUUUUGAGCUGUGACUUAUAACGCUGCUUCUUCUUCUUUCUUUCUUUCUUCUUUUAAAGAGUGCUCUCUAAAGAGAACAGGUUGAAUAUAUAUACGAUAGAUAUAGAAUUUGUCAUCGCACAGAAUUUGAAAACAAUGGUCUUCUCUGAUUCUUAUUUA
Molecule: messenger RNA, 981 nt
Organism: Coccidioides immitis RS
Lineage: Eukaryota; Fungi; Ascomycota; Eurotiomycetes; Onygenales; Onygenaceae
Product: riboflavin kinase
Exons: 3
Coding region: 122-829 (235 amino acids)
Biological process (GO): FMN biosynthetic process; riboflavin biosynthetic process
Cellular component (GO): mitochondrion
Molecular function (GO): riboflavin kinase activity
Source: RefSeq, a predicted model, not a curated record